AUGCUGAGUGCCAGUCUUGUUCCUUCCCCCACAAUCGACCUUGGUCUUGCCAAAGGCAGGAGCGUUUCAACAAAGAUCGCCCAAGCUGCAGACCCAGCACAUCCCGAAGGAUCCAUCAUAAGUCCAGCGACCCGCGCCACUCUCAACUUCCAGUAUGCAUCCCUGAGAAACAUCAAUCACUGUCCAACUGGCAUGUACAUCACUCCUUCUGUGGAGAGCAUCCUGGUAUGGGACGCCGUUCUCUUUGAUUCUGUGCUGAAGUUCACCGUAUCGUUUCCCAAUGACUAUCCUGAACGACCCCCGACAGUGCGGUUCUUGACGGACAUUUUCCAUCCCCUUGUCGACCCCCGGACCGGAGCAUACAGUCUUGCACCUCGGUUCCGUCCAUGGAGACCCAAAGAGCAUCAGAUACAUCAUAUUCUACAUUUCAUCAAGAGCACGUUCAAGGAGCCUACUCUGGACAAGCUCCAUGAGGAAGAUGUCUUGAACAAAGAAGCUUUCAACUAUCGCGACAAUCGAACGUCUUUUGCGACGUUAGCAAAGCAAUCCGCAGAGCUAUCUCAAUCCCCCAGUGCUCUCUAUGAUACUUCAGGUUCAAAGAAGAACCACUCGUUACGGUUUACCCCUUUGAAACCAAACGAACUUGACGAAGUGCUCAGGGCCCUCUCUGUUCAUACAGAUUCAAAAUGA
Messenger RNA from Suillus subalutaceus, 690 nucleotides. RefSeq names its product UBC-like protein. Bases 1 to 690 code for a protein of 229 amino acids. The record is from RefSeq and is a predicted model, not a curated record. NCBI's taxonomy places the organism in Eukaryota, Fungi, Basidiomycota, Agaricomycetes, Boletales, Suillaceae. The transcript is spliced from 4 exons.